CCGGCCCGUCCGGCGCGGCAGCUGCCAGAUUCUGUACAGUACAUCGCGGCGGCGCUCUAACUUUGUUUUUCCUACUCCCCCUGCCCACCAAGUCGCUGUCAGAUAUUCGAUCUCGACGAUGGCCCCAAAAAUCGACCCCAACGAAAUCAAAAUCAUUUACCUGCGGGCAACGGGUGGUGAAGUCGGUGCUUCUUCGGCCCUCGCCCCAAAAAUCGGCCCUUUGGGUUUGUCGCCCAAGAAGGUCGGAGAGGAUAUUGCGAAGGCAACAUCUGCAUGGAAGGGUCUACGGGUGACAGUUCAGCUCACGAUUCAGAAUCGGCAGGCCGCUGUCGCUGUUGUUCCCUCAGCAUCUUCCCUUGUUAUCAAGGCUCUUAAAGAACCACCUCGUGACCGGAAGAAGGAGAAGAAUAUCAAACACUCUGGUAAUGUGGCGUUGGACGAGAUAUUCGACAUUGCACGGACAAUGAGAUCCAAGUCGCUGGCGAAGGACUUGGCUGGCUGUGUGAAGGAGAUCCUGGGCACUGCUCAAAGCAUUGGGUGCACAGUCGACGGCAAGCCCCCCCACGAUGUCAUCGACGGCAUCAACUCAGGAGAGGUUGAGGUGCCGGACGAGUAAAUUUUUGUGUAUUUCUCUUAUGACACCAUGCACGCUUUUAUUCCCCACUGGCACCACUUCGCCUGCGGUCUCCGACGAAUCUUUGCAAUUCUGCUACCAUUAUCAGACGACACGACGUGAACAGGUCUCCGUGAAGUUGGUCUGCCGUCUUAGCAUGAGUCGGCCAUUUUUUUUUACAACUUGUCCGGUCUGGAGUGCACGAACUAUAGAUGCCAGCGUGUAGGGUUUGGUUCUCCCUAAAUCCGAUGAACGCGAUAUGACGUGGAAGCGUGAUCAGAUGGACCCGUCAUGAUAACCUCGGAGAGU
Messenger RNA from Pisolithus orientalis, 922 nucleotides. RefSeq names its product ribosomal protein L11. Bases 119 to 616 code for a protein of 165 amino acids. Gene Ontology annotation, biological process: translation. Gene Ontology annotation, molecular function: large ribosomal subunit rRNA binding; structural constituent of ribosome. The record is from RefSeq and is a predicted model, not a curated record. NCBI's taxonomy places the organism in Eukaryota, Fungi, Basidiomycota, Agaricomycetes, Boletales, Pisolithaceae. Gene Ontology annotation, cellular component: cytosolic large ribosomal subunit; ribosome. The transcript is spliced from 5 exons.